Messenger RNA from Letharia columbiana, 1335 nucleotides. RefSeq lists its product as uncharacterized. The record is from RefSeq and is a predicted model, not a curated record. Bases 1 to 1335 code for a protein of 444 amino acids. The transcript has 4 exons. NCBI's taxonomy places the organism in Eukaryota, Fungi, Ascomycota, Lecanoromycetes, Lecanorales, Parmeliaceae. Gene Ontology annotation, cellular component: mitochondrion. Gene Ontology annotation, biological process: regulation of glucose metabolic process; protein phosphorylation. Gene Ontology annotation, molecular function: pyruvate dehydrogenase (acetyl-transferring) kinase activity.
AUGCCACGUUCUAGAUCAUGGGCUCUCGAGAAAGCAGCCUGGUCAACAAGGCCGCACCUUUUCCGAAGGCCCAUAGCUUCUGCAACAGCUCCAUGGCGACCUGCGGCGGUCCUUGACGAAUGGGUGCAGAAGGAGGCUAGGCCGAUCAGUCUUCGACAAUUGACUUUCUUCGGCCGUACAUUGACAGAGAAUCGGCUUCUGAGCUCAGCCAACUACGUUCGAAUGGAACUGCCUACAAGGCUUGCCCACCGCCUACGCGAUAUGCAGACGCUGCCUUUCGUCGUUGUCACCAAUCCUCACAUGUCACACGUGUACGAUUUAUACUACAAGGCUUUCGAGACACUACGAAGGAUAAGGGAGAUCAAAUCCGUCGAGGAUAACGAGCAAUACUGCAAAGUCGUCAGCGAGACUCUUCAGGAACACUUAACCGUGAUACCGAGGCUGGCUAUGGGGGUCCUUGAAUGUCAGGACUUAAUGCGGCCUGAAGAGAUGGACAAGUUCAUGAACACUCUGUUGAGAUCUCGAAUCUCUCGUAGGGUCAUUGCCGAACAACAUCUUGCAUUGACCGAAACAUUUAAUUCCCCAUGGCACUUUCCCAAUGCCAAGUCUCAAGUUGGCGCCAAUUCCGAAUUUGUAGGAGAGGUCUUCUUGCGUUGCAACGCUCGUGAAGUGGUCGAGGCAUGCUGGAACCAAGCGAGUACCCUUGCUAAAGAGGCCUAUGGUUGGAGCUGCAUACUGCCGGACAUCACAAUCGAAGGUCAUCUGGACGCUACCUUCCCCUACAUCCUGAGCCACCUGCAAUACGUCAUUGGUGAGCUUCUUCGCAACUCUAUCCAAGCUGUCGUCGAAGGACGGUCUGCCCUAAAUGACAGUCCACCCCCAAUCGAGGUCCUCAUUUGCGAAGCGCCACAACAUGUGAUCAUCAGGAUAUCCGAUCAAGGUGGCGGCAUCCCCAAUGAAGUCAUGCCAGAGCUAUGGUCCUUCAGCAAAGGGCCGCGCAGCCAAACGCAUCUGCGGAACCUUUCUCAGGUGCCUAAGAUGGCAGCAACCAUGCAAGAGCUGAAACCUCCAAAUUGCAGCUCCGACAAUUCCAGCACUAGCAAUAGAGACAAGAAACGAUCGUACGACGGCUCACUUGGCUCACUCACUUCUAGGCCGCCUAAUUUGAGGCUUGGGAUGGGGCUGCCCAUGAGUAGAGUGUAUGCGGAAUACUGGGCGGGACUUUUGGAAAUGCAUAGUCUAGAAGGCUAUGGCGUCGAUGCGUUUCUGCAGAUAUCUAAGCUGGGAAACAAGAAUGAGCAACUGAGCACUAGAGCAAGCAUGGACGCUGUCUGA